Molecule: messenger RNA, 4429 nt
Organism: Zonotrichia leucophrys gambelii
Lineage: Eukaryota; Metazoa; Chordata; Aves; Passeriformes; Passerellidae
Gene: ECT2
Product: epithelial cell transforming 2
Exons: 26
Coding region: 116-3073 (985 amino acids)
Biological process (GO): regulation of cytokinesis, actomyosin contractile ring assembly; activation of GTPase activity; mitotic cytokinesis
Cellular component (GO): nucleus; cell cortex
Molecular function (GO): guanyl-nucleotide exchange factor activity; GTPase activator activity
Source: RefSeq, a predicted model, not a curated record
GCCAAUGGGCGGCGGUGUAAGUGCGGCGGCUCGCUUUUUGAAUUGGCGGCGGCCGCUGAUGGCGGAUGGCGGCGGGCGGCGCCGGCGCUGUUGAAGAGAGAAACAAAGCAUAAUCAUGGCUGACAGCAGUACUCUGGUGUCUGAAACUGGGAGGAGCCUCUUGGCUGAUUCUUCUGUUCUUGAGUCAAAAAUGAUAGAAACCUCCAAAGAGAAUGUAUUCCGUGCAACUGUUCUGGAUGUUGAAGAAGAAAUGCCUCAAAUAGAAACAAGAGUGGUUUUGGUUCAGGAAGCAGGGAAACGUGAGGAGCUUCAGAAAGCCUUGGAGACCAUUAAGAUAAUGGAAGUACCUGUUAUAAAGAUAAAGGAAAGUAGCCCUGAUAAAUCAGAAGAAAAACUAAUAAAAAGUAUUAUUCAUAUGGAAAUUAAAAUGCCCUACAUAAAGACAGACACAAUAGAAGAGCUUGGAGAUUCUGAUUCCCCUGAAUUUGAGACAAUCUUCGUUGUGUCAGACUUCCAAGCUCCCAUCUUCAGCAACCUCUGCAAGGCAGACUGCAGAGUCAUCGGGCCGCCGGUGGUGCUGCACUGUGCACAGAAAGGAGAGCCUUUACCUUUCUCCUGCCGUCCACUGUACUGUGCAAGUAUGUUGAACUUGGUACUGUGCUUUACAGGAUUCAGAAAGAAAGAUGAAUUAGUUAAGCUUGUGACCUUGGUUCAUCACAUGGGUGGAAUUAUUAGAAGGGACUUUAGCUCAAAAGUUACUCAUCUGGUGGCAAACUCAACACAUGGAGACAAAUUCAGAAUUGCUGUAAGUCUUGGUAUUCCUAUCGUGAAAGCAGAGUGGAUUUAUAAGGCAUGGGAGAAAAGGAAUGAAAUUGAUUUCUGUGCAGCUGAUGAUGAUUUUAGAAACCAGUUCAAGGUUCCUCCCUUUCAGGAUUGCUUGCUAAGUUUCCUGGGAUUCUCUGAUGAUGAGAAAGCUAACAUGGAAGAAAUGACAGAAAUGCAAGGAGGACAUUAUUUACCAGUUGGUGAUGAAAGGUGUACACACUUGGUGGUUGAAGAAAGUACAGUAAAAGAUCUUCCAUUUGAACCUUUAAAAAAACUUUAUGUUGUGAAGCAAGAGUGGUUUUGGGGAAGCAUUCAAAUGGAUGCCAGAGCUGGAGAAUCCAUGUAUUUAUUUGAGAAGUCAGAGAGUCCUGAUUUCAAGAAGUCGGUGUCGCUGCUGUCCCUGAGCACGCCCAACAGCAACCGCAAACGGCGCCGCUUGAAAGAGACUCUGGCCCAGCUGACCAGGGAAACAGACCUGUCCCCCUUCCCUCCUCGGAAACGCCCCUCAGCUGAGCACUCCCUCUCCAUUGGCUCCUUGCUGGAUAUUUCCAACACUCCAGAGUCAAGCACUGCCAAUGGAGAAACACCAAAAUCCUGCGCAAGACCUUCCAAAAACUCCACUCCUCUUCCUCUCAAGCAGUCUGCAAGAUGGCAGGUUGCAAAAGAAUUGUAUCAGACAGAAAGUAACUAUGUUGAUAUUCUGACAACAAUUAUUCAGUUGUUUCAAGUUCCUUUGGAGAAGGAAGGACAACUUGGGGGACCAAUCCUUGCACAGGAAGAGAUCAAGACCAUAUUUGGCAGCAUUCCAGAUAUUCUUGAUGUGCACACUAAAAUCAAGGAGGACCUGGAAGAUCUUAUGAUAAACUGGACUGAAAGCAAAAGUAUUGGUGACAUCAUUCUCAAAUAUUCAAAAGACUUGUUGAAAACAUACCCUCCGUUUGUGAAUUUCUUUGAAAUGAGCAAGGAGACGAUUACAAGAUGUGAAAAGCAGAAACCAAGGUUUCAUGCCUUCUUAAAGAUAAAUCAAGCCAAACCUGAAUGUGGCCGCCAAAGCCUCGCUGAGCUCCUUAUCCGUCCUGUGCAAAGGCUGCCCAGUGUUGCCCUACUACUGAAUGAUAUUAAGAAACAUACAGCAGAAGAGAACCCAGAUAAAAUAACUCUAGAGAGAGCUAUUGAAUCAUUAAAGGAGGUGAUGACACACAUUAAUGAAGACAAAAGAAAAACAGAGGCACAAAGGCAGUUCUUUGAUGUUGUCUAUGAAGUGGAUGGAUGUCCAGCCAAUCUCCUGUCCUCCCACCGCAGCUUGGUGCAGCGUCUGGAAACUGUGGCACUUGGGGAUGACAUCUGUGACAGGGGAGAGCAGGUCACACUCUUUCUGUUCAAUGAUUGCCUAGAGAUUGCGAGGAAACGGCAUAAAGUUAUUGGAGCUUUCAAGAGUCCCCAUGGCCACACAAGGCCUCCUGCAUCUCUCAAGCAUGUUGUUCUCAUGCCUCUCUCCCAGAUCAAGAAAGUCUUGGACAUCAGGGAGACAGAAGAUUGCCAGAAAGCUUUUGCCUUAGUAGUGAGGCCACCUACAGAACUCAACAACAAGCUGCUCAGUUUCCAGAUGACAACUGAAGACCCUUGCAAGGAGGACUGGCUGAAGAUGCUGUGUCGGCACGUGGCCAACACGAUUUGUAAAGCAGAUGCAGAAAAUCUCAUUUAUGUUGCUGAUCCUGAUUCAGUUGAAGUAAAUACUAAAGAUAUGGACAGUACUUUAAGCAGAGCAUCCAGAGCCAUAAAGAAAACAUCAAAAAAGGUGACAAGAGCCUUUUCGUUCUCCAAAACGCCCAAGCGAGCGCUGCGCAGGGCUCUGAUGUCCCACAGCGCCACGGAAGGGCGGAGCCCCAGCUGCAGCGAGAGUUACAUCGGCAGCCGCCUGACCAGCACCUCCUCGCUGGCGAUUGCUCGUUCCUCUUCCACGUGCAGCCUAAGUGGAUCUGCCAAGUGUGCUGUUAAUGUCCAUCGCUCCAGUUCUGUUGAUUGGUGCUCUCAAAGCUCCAAGCCUCGACCUGUGCUGUGUCCAGGCUCUCCAAAUACUCAUCUUCCAAAUGCUCUAGAAGCAAAAGCUUCUUCCAACUUGGAAAGCUUAAAUGGUCAUGCCUUGGACAGACCAUGUGCUUUCCCUGUAGUUACUGCCACCUGUGCUGAUGCUGGAGGUGAUAACCAGUGUGGUGCUGGGAAAUUCUGUGCAUCACAUCCUGACUGAAGAAAUCCUGAGUGCUGGUGUUCAUUCUCCUUCCUUGGUCAGCCUUCCCUCGAUCUUUGAAAAGAGGAGUCACACAUUAAGCCGAUCCACAACCCACCUGGUGUGAGGCAGCUGGGGCAGGCUCUGCUCUGUGGCAGUGACUGACAGGCAGUGACUGUGACUGACAUUUCUGGUACCUUAGUCAUUAGCACUUAGCCAUGAUUAGCAAAAUGUUAGAUGACACUAAGUUAAUCACAAGGGGGGUUUAGUUGUGUUGAAGCAGACCAGCCAAUCAGUGGAGUAAGUGACUUGGCCUUCAUUUAAACACAGUAUUCCCUUGUACAGAUUUAUUUCCUUACCAGCAUAACUGAAACAUUUUCUUCUAUGGAAAUUGUCCCCUCCAGGCUGGUUUGUCAGAUCUUGAAAUGAAGAUGAUGAUCACAUAAUUUACUGCUAGUUUGGAUGACUCUUAUGCUUGCCUAACUUCAUCUACUGGCAGAGCACUCUAAUGUUUGAAUUGUGGAUUUCUUAAAUGGAGAAACAUUAUGAAGUACCUGACCUUUCAAGUAUGACAGUUAACCUGUUGUACAGCUGCUUAUUCCAGAUAUUUUAUAAAUGUAGUUGUUUAUAAUUAAAUAGAAUUGAGUUUUGUGAUUAUGAUCUCCUGCAGCCUCACUGUAAACACAGUGGUAUGAGGAGCUUUGACCAUCAGAAAUGAUCAAUUGAAUUCUUUGUCUUGCUUUGAAGUGGAAGUCUGAGGAAAAGAAUUACACUCCUCUUUAGUAGGGUUGUUAAAAAACCAAACCCCCACACAUUCCCCAUACUUGGUUAACAAAUCAUUAUUUAAUGCAUAGGAUUCUUGGUGUGACGUUGGAACUUCAGGGUCCAAUUUUGGCAUGUCAAAUUUCAGUGUACAACUCCUAAGGCUUUUAGGCUUCCUCAUGUAUUUAUGUCUUCCUUUAAAACUAUGUUCACUUCUGUCAUCUCUGAACAGUUUGUACCCUGCAAUGCACUCUCACAAACUAUCUGAAUAUGUAAAUUUCUGCAUUUCAUUAACAGUUCAACUGUUGGUAUUAGCAGGAGUUCACAACUUCUGGUUUCUUUUUAACCACCUGUGUUUUGUCUUGUAUCUAUAUGUAACUAGUGAUGCUUUUGAAUGUGUCAGACUGCACUGUUUUUUAUAUCUCUUUGUCAAUCUGAGCAAUGUAAAUAAACUGUUUAAAAUAACACUGCUUCUGGCUUUGCUAAACAAGCUUUUAUGAAAGUUUACUUUUUUUAUGUGGGGAAAAAAGGGCAUUUUUGGGCUCCAACCUACAACUGUACUCUGAUUAUCUACGUAGUUAUUCCUAAUAAAGUAUACCACUUGAUAGGCCUGAA